CCCAGAAUCUGGAGGGGAAGGGAAAGGGUGAGGAAGAGCAGAGCUUCACUAUGCAUUCGAGGUAAUGUGUAAAUUCACUUCAGCUUUUGAAGUCUUUUCAUCUUUGUCUUCCCAAGAAGUGGACCUAAAUUCAUUAAAAGGAUGUGAGAAGAAUGAAGACCGGUAAGGGGGUCAUUAACAAGCAGAGAGAGGAAAGCAGCAACGUUGUGACUUCUCUUUCUGCCUCAUGGCCUCACCUGUUACUAAGGACUAGACUUGUCUUAAGUUAUAUUUAUUGACAAUGCACGCAUCGUAUCUUUUGACUUUGAGGGCUGUCUCAUGUCGAAGGAGUUAAGUUAUGUCAUAGAGGAUGAAGCUGGAAUACCUUGGGUGUUGACUGAGGGUGGUGAAAUGCCUGCUAAGACAUGAAGACAUUGGCCACAAGUUUCGUCCUUGGGAGCCUGGUGUUGGCUUUCCUUCUGCCUUUGGUGGUAGCUUUACCUAAAACACUGGCCAUCCCCGAGAAACUGCAAGAAGCCGUGGGGAGAGUCAUUGUCAACACCACAACCUGCUCUGUCACCUGUGGCCUUGGCUAUAAGGAGGAGACCGCCUGUGAGGUGGGCCCUGAUGGCGUGAGAAGGAAGUGUAAGUCUCAGCGCUUGGAGUGUCUGACCAACUGGAUCUGUGGAAUGCUCCACUUCACCAUCCUCACAGGGAAGGAGUUUAAGCUGAGCUGUCUGAGCUCAGACAUCCUGGAGGUUGGGCAGGAAGCUUUCCGAUUCACCUGGAAACUUGCUCGGGGUAUCAUUUCAACUGAUGACGAAGUCUUCAAACCCUUCCGAGCCAGUUCCUACUUUAUAAAGUUUCGGUCCCCUCAGGAGUACGACUCUGGGACCUACCGGUGUGAUGUGCAGCUGUUAAAAAACUUGAGACUUGUCAAGAGGCUCUAUUUUGGGCUGAGGGUCCUUCCCCGUAACUUGGUGAACCUGAAUUUCCAUCAGUCCCUCACUGAGGAUCAGAAGUUAGUAGAUGAGGGCCUGGAAGUGAAUCUGGACAACGAUACCCAGCCUCAGCGCCCACCGUGGAAAAAGAAGGUGGCGGUAGCCUUGGGAGUAGGAAUUGCCAGUGGCGUGACUGGCGGCGUGUUGGUGAUCGUCGCACUGUGCAGCGGGCUGAGGGUGAUUAACAGCAGUGCCAGCCUGAAGACCUUAUACACCUUGCUCCCGAAGGGCUGGCUGCUCAGGAAGCCAAACUAGCUUUCCCGGGAGUGUUUUGGCCGCCUGACUGCGCGUUAGCUAAGAGGGAGGGCUUCCGCUACCCAAGGAGUGAGUAGGGGAUGCACAGAGGGGCCACAUCAUGGUAGUAGCUAUGGGCAGUAGUCUCUGUCUUUAUGUCCCAGGUGGGUCUCUCCAGAUCUUCCCUGUGCGCUAGGCACCCAGGAAACCUGACUGCAGGCAUCUCCCUGCUCCGGGAAGAGCUCUGUCUUCCGAGUUUGCAUUCGUUGUCGACCCUUUACA
Molecule: messenger RNA, 1496 nt
Organism: Vicugna pacos (alpaca)
Lineage: Eukaryota; Metazoa; Chordata; Mammalia; Artiodactyla; Camelidae
Gene: TMEM81
Product: transmembrane protein 81
Source: RefSeq, a predicted model, not a curated record